Leptinotarsa decemlineata (Colorado potato beetle) is the source of this 957-nucleotide messenger RNA. RefSeq lists its product as uncharacterized. The record is from RefSeq and is a predicted model, not a curated record. Lineage: Eukaryota; Metazoa; Arthropoda; Insecta; Coleoptera; Chrysomelidae.
ACAAAACUCCUUUAUAACCUGGAACUGUCACAUUGACGAAAAUCGUAGCUGUUUACUUUUAGUACAUACAGACUUUCGUUUUCGUAGGUCUGAAUCUGUGGGCUAUCUUGAAGAAAGAUGAAACGAAUGAGGAACUACGGAGAGCAGCAGUCGAAGCGGUUCAGGAAGUGACCAGAAUCGGCAUGGAACAGAAAAUCUUGUUCAAUCGCAUGAGAGCUUACCGAGAACCUCGAAUCAGCGAAGAGCAAGAAGAUCGACCAGAGUCAGAAAGCUCGAGUUCUAAUGAAGAAAAUUUGCGGGAGUCACUCUCUGAUGAUUCCAUUGAAAUCGUUCCUCAGCCUGAAAGUAUUUAUCCUGAACAUAUGGAACAGGUUGAUUUCAUGGGGUUAUUCGGUGUCGGAACUCAUGAGUUUCACGAUCAUAUGGUUAAGAAAAGGUCGACGAGAGGAAAAUGUGCCGCUGCCAGACCUUAUUUCUACAUGCCUGUAGAUGCGGAUCAUCGCAAGAAACAGAAGAAUAAAGAGAAGUACUUAAAUUGGAAAGUUACGACUCGCAAAACGAAACCGAGAGACUCGCAAAACGGAAAACAAAGAAAAGAUAAGAUGAAAGUUUUGAACAAAUCCAGAUCUGCUGAUGAGAUGUGUAACCAAACUCCUCGUCAAUGUCCGAAAAGUUCGAAGAAGCCAGUUACAACCGUUUCUCGAAAUUAAUGUUAUGAACGAGUAGUUUCUUUUCUGUGAGUUCUCCGGAACAUUCCUGUUGUAGUAUUUUGCCAAAGAAGUUUUCUCAACUUGUUCAUUGAUCAGUAAUAUUUGAGAAUAUCCAUGAAGUGAAUUUGUAACUGAAAAUAUUAUUUAUUUAAUUCAAUGAGUUUUGUGAGUACAGAUGAAUGUAAAGUGAUCAUGUAGGUAUGAUGUUUAUACUGGUGGUAACUUGAGAGUGAAAUUGAAAAUAUUA